Harpegnathos saltator (Jerdon's jumping ant) is the source of this 1168-nucleotide messenger RNA. RefSeq names its product zinc finger protein 239-like. Gene Ontology annotation, biological process: embryo development; regulation of transcription by RNA polymerase II. Gene Ontology annotation, cellular component: nucleus. Gene Ontology annotation, molecular function: RNA polymerase II transcription regulatory region sequence-specific DNA binding; DNA-binding transcription factor activity, RNA polymerase II-specific. NCBI's taxonomy places the organism in Eukaryota, Metazoa, Arthropoda, Insecta, Hymenoptera, Formicidae. The record is from RefSeq and is a predicted model, not a curated record. Bases 1 to 771 code for a protein of 256 amino acids. The transcript has 5 exons.
AUGUCCGCAAAUCUGUUGACAGUAUGGAACGUGAUGCAGAACGCGCCAUUGGAUCUGAGCAGACGCGGGAGCGCGUGGAAGAGCGGCAGUGUGGUGAACGCUUUGAAGUUCCAACGGCGCCUCCCCUGCCAGGUCUGCGGCAAGAGCUUCGACAGGCCGUCCCUGCUGAAGAGGCACCUGCGAACGCACACCGGGGAGAAGCCGCACGGCUGCACGGUAUGCGGCAAGAUGUUUAGCACAAGCAGUUCAUUGAAUACUCACAUUAGGAUUCAUACCGGUGAACGUCCUCAUGAAUGCCCGAUGUGUGGAAAGCGCUUCACCGCUUCGUCGAACUUGUAUUACCAUCGCAUGACGCACUACAAGGAGAAGCCGCACAAGUGCGACGAAUGCGGACGCUCCUUCCCGACUCCCGGUGACCUGAGGGCCCAUGGAUACUCGCACACCGGUAACUGGCCGUUGCGUUGCCCCGUCUGCAACAGAGGAUUCUGCAAGCUCGGCGCCCUGCAGCAUCACGUGAAAUCGCACGGUGAUUAUCCGUAUCGUUGCGGCGUCUACAACCAGAAGCUCCCCGUCAUCGGCAACCUGCGCGUCCACGAGCGUCUACACGACUCCCACCACGUGUCGGGUAACGGCGCGGGAAGCUGCACGAGCAUAGACAGCGGUAUCUCAAGCGUCGAGAUUAUCAGGUUCGAGGGUCUCGACAAUAAUUACAUGCACUUACCCGGCGCGUACUCGUGGCCGUCGUGGAUGUCGUUGCAGUUUAAAAAUUAAUCCGACGUCGCGCGUCUCUUCGGCCGCGCGCAGUCCGGAGUUUAUCUAUCGCGGGGCCGACAUCUCUCUCGUGAGGCCGACGCUUUUUGAAUCUCACCUAUCUCACCUUAAUUAACGUGCGUGUACGCAUGAUGAGAGCGCAAGAACGGAAUAAUCAGUAAUAAUAAUCAGCGUGAUUAACAAGCGACGAGAUAUCGCGAGUAGACGAGAGAAGGGUGAGUCUUAACUGUCAGCAAGGCGAUUCGAGCGAGUCGCCUUGAUUGUUGCUCGCUGGAACAUUUUGUGACAUUUAGGAGGCUCAGCGUGUCUCGAUGUCGCAGCGCAUACUUUAGUGAAUAAUUUAUUAUUUACGAUAGAUCGUCGUGUACACUGUGUAUAAGUAACGAGAGAAUAAACU